Guillardia theta CCMP2712 is the source of this 993-nucleotide messenger RNA. RefSeq lists its product as hypothetical. The coding region runs from base 1 to 993 and encodes 330 amino acids. Gene Ontology annotation, molecular function: oxidoreductase activity. The record is from RefSeq and is a predicted model, not a curated record. Lineage: Eukaryota; Cryptophyceae; Pyrenomonadales; Geminigeraceae. The transcript is spliced from 14 exons.
AUGGCCUUCACCUCUUGCCGGGCUGUCAUCGUGGACGCGAGCAUCGACCCGAAGCUUGGUCCGGUUCCCAACCUCGGAGAGGACGAUGUUCUCAUCAAGGUUGCGUACGCGGGGGUCAACCGACCAGACGUGAUGCAGCGCAAGGGUCAGUAUCCUCCCCCCCCAGGCGACUCUCCCCUCCUCGGGCUGGAAGUGUCAGGUCGCAUCGUGUCGGUAGGGAGCAGCGUGAAGCAUCUCAAGGAGGGCGAUGAGGUCUGUGCGCUGACUCCAGGAGGAGGCUACUCGGAGCUCUGCCUCGCUCCUCAGGGCAACUGUCUGCCGCUGCCUCGCGGCCUGGGGCUGCGGGAGGCUGCGGCGCUACCGGAGAACUACUUCACCGUGUGGUUCAACGUAUUUGUCCUUGCGCGACUCCUUCCCGGUGAAAACAUCCUCAUCCAUGGAGGGACCAGCGGCAUAGGAACGGCGGCGAUUCAACUUGCCAGGGCCAUGGGAGCCCGCAAGAUCUUCACUACAGUCGGAUCGGCAAAGAAGGCUGAAGAGGCGAAGGCGUUGGGCGCUGAUCAUGUUGUGCUCUACGGGGAGGAAGAUUUUGAGGCUAAGAUCAAGGAGAUCAACGGCAAAGACGACGGCUUGGACGUCAUUCUUGACAUGGUGGGAGGCGACUAUGUGAACAAAAACAUCCGCCUGCUGCGAACCGGCGGGAGACAUGUUUCUAUCGCGUUUCAGAAAGGUAGCAAGAUGGAGCUUGACCUCAUGCCUGUGAUGAUGAAGAAGCUUGAGCUCAAAGGGUCAACCAUGAGACGAAGAACACGGGAAGAGAAAGCUGAGAUCGCAAGGAGCUUGAAAGACAACGUUUGGCCGCUCCUUGAAAGUGGUCGCGUCAAGCCCGUCAUCUGCGCUGAAAUUCCCAUGGCCGAAGCAGCUCGAGCGCACGCGCUGCUCGAGUCUGGUCAAGUCAUCGGCAAAGUCUUGCUCAAGGUGUCGGACGAUUAG